Molecule: messenger RNA, 4327 nt
Organism: Vitrella brassicaformis
Lineage: Eukaryota; Vitrellaceae
Source: the annotation of a GenBank genome assembly
UCCCUUCACCAUCAAGAAGGCGCAUUUUGUCACCAUCAAGAAGGUACAUGUCUCCAUCAGUGUUGUUAAGCGAAGAAGGCAACUCAAGAGGGAGAAGCCGUGCAUCUUCCAGCUUAUCCACGGGGACGUAGCCAUAUGUCGCUGCGAAACAAGACAUGUUCACAAUUAUCAAUCGAUUGGAGGACGUACCGAAAUUCGCGAGUUCGUAGAAAUACGCGUCGUGUUCAGUACCCGUCGAGGAUCCCAUAGCAAGCAGCAGAAAAGAGAUAGAAAUUGUUCUCGCUUUUCUCUCUCUUGUUGGUGGGGUCAAAUAUCGCGAAAUCAAAGCCAUCAAGACAUUUGCCAUUUGAUGAAACGGCCGCACCGGGGGACUCAAGCGACCUCUUCCUCCCACAGUACCCGGCCGCACUCUGAAUACACAGGAGGACUUCUCAAACCUUCCGACAUCCAUUCGCCUGUGGACUUGUGACCGAGACCUGGGUGGACGACUACGAUGUGGCGGCCUCUCGGGAGGGGGAUGCUACGGAGAGGUGAAAAGGGGCGAUCUGGUGCUGUGGGAGCGGUCACGUGCCCCGUUUCGUUCAGAGGCGUGGCCCGAUUCUGGCCUGGUUGUCACCCACGUGCGCUUCAGCUGCCUACUACAGCGCCACACAAGCGAGCGAUGGUGGCGUCUCAUCGACCCACUGCGAGAUGAGGGAGUACAUCGGCUCUUCUUCGUCCCGCAUUCCCUUACACCAGAGCAGCGCCACGCCAUCAAAUCGACCCGCGAGCGACUCUUUUCGUACCUCCGUCGGAAGGAUGGGGGUGACGGCAACGAUGGCCAUGGGGGGGGCGGUGAUGGCGGCCGCGGGCAGCACCAGGGUGCUGGGGUUUAGCCCGGCCCAGCACAUCAGGCAGACCCGAUGGAUGGGGCUGCACCGCACAAUGCGGAUGAGGAAGGUGGUGUUGGCGGCGGAAGACACGCAAGCCGAGACCGACGUGCGGAUGGAUCAGGCUUGAGCCCGGGACAACAUGGGCGCCGCUGCGGAGGAUGCAGAGGUGAAUAUGACUGAUGGUUAGGAGACGCUAGAUGGUUACUCUGCACGUGGGUUGUGUCAGCACAGACGUCGCGAAUGUGUGUAGGUCAAAACGCAUCCUUAAUUCGAAGAAUCUUUCAUUCUCGCCUAAUAUGAGUGUCUACACAUGUACGCAUACAUCGAUGGAUACACGAUUACGGACACACCAUGGCCAGCGGAUUGAUAAAAGGAUGGGUCGAGACACCAAUGGCCGAGGAGGUGGGCAUAUCCUCGUGCUGAGCCAAUCCCACCCCCGUGGAAGGAUGGAUACAGUCAGGCCUCCUCACUCUAUCGGCUCCCAGAAGCCAUCCUCUGAGAAAAACCAAUCCCCGCCCCCGUCCGCCUCCCCGUCAUCCCGAGCCUCGAAGUCCUUGUCGCCUAGAUCGACGCCAUCCGGCCCGCCCCCCUGGUCGACAUCCAUCGGAUCGUCCUCAUCGCCGCCGCCCUCAGCCCUCUCGCCACCCCCCUCCUGCUCGGCGGGCGCUGCUGCAGGAACGGAUGUAGGACACUCUUCUGGCUUCCUCUUCUUCCCCCUCGUGCGGCUGGCCACACACUCCUUAUCCGCCCUGUCCUUGGCCUUGGCCUCCUCAGCGGCCUGCUUCAACGAACGCACCUUCUCCCGCACCCACUCCCUAUACUCAACAGCCAUCUCAAUAGCCCUAUCCAUAUCAUCCCUGUCAGCAGAUAACACCGGGAAGUUCUUGUGGAAGACGCGGCCAUCGUGAACGAGCUGACACCGAAUGUAAACCCUGAAGUCACUCCGACGGGUAGCAUACAAGCCCAUCCUGUCCGGCCAGCCGUCAUGGUCCUGUACAGAGUCCAGCCGCUUGUCCACCGCAUCCCUCGCCUUCUCGGCCUCAUCCUGGCUGGCGAAUACGUAAUCUGACAUGUCCGCAUCGGUCCAGCCUAUGCGCCUCCGAAUAUCGUUCCUCCAAGCGACGGCCUCCUGAAUGGCCUCCUUGACUCCCUCCUCGGUGGCCGAGAGGAUGCGGAAGUAACGGCGGUGACCAAACAUUUUCACCAGAAUGUAACACCGCUCUCCGAGACCUUCAUACCACAAAUUCAGAGGACCAUUCUCGCUCGCUCUCCGUUCCUGAAGUAGAUGUGUAGCUCUAUCAUGACAAAAAUUGGUGUCGUCAGGGGUCAUCCCUAUGCCGAAGAUCUUCAUCUUGUUGUCCGGCAUGUUGCAUUUCUCGAGCUGCUCCGCCCUGCAGUCGUAGGCCUUCUCCAGAAUUUCAUCAAUCACAUGAGGGUCAGCUGUUGGCACACGGAAGUAAGUUCUGAUCUCCUGGAUCAUGACGCCGAUGUGAACCAAUCCUUGACGAACCAUAACAUGCAUGUGUCGAACUUGAUGCCGCUCGAAACGCUCGUCAAGGCGCUUCUGGAUUAAUUCGAUGGCGCGUUUCUCGUCUUCAGGCGUCAUGGGUGCAUGUCUCUCCCUCUCCGCUUUCUCCUCCUGAAGUCCAUCAACAUGGCCCCGCCAAAUGCUGGCGUUGCCAAUGGUGCUGGGCGCCCUUUCAAAGAGCCGAGGGUCACGGGCAUCCUCUUCCUUGUGGAGACUGUCGUUGGCAGUAAUGUUGGUCCAGCACUCCGCCGUCUCCUCUCCGUCAUCCUCCUCUACACACAUGCACAGAGAUGCUAACCGACCAGGUUAUCUCUUUCUCUUCUCACCUGGCAGCUCGGCGUCGUGUGACUGAAAUCUCUCAUUUUCGAUGUCCUUUUACGAAAUAAUGGAAUUUACAAAAAUGAAUAAUUAAACUGACAGAUGACACACUAUUUCUUCAGUGUCUGCGAACCCAUUCAAUGGCUGCCUUCCUUCGCGCCUCUCCCGAGGGCUGCAUGAGGAUCCUCACUAAGUCAUCAACCACUACCGGAGGGGGCCUGGCUCCUCUCUUGCGGUUAAAGAAACGCCGGAUGUCCUGAAUACUACAGGUACCCCUACUGUACAUGGCCUCACUGAAAGAAACAAACAUAAGACUGUUCAGGUCCAUUUCUCUGUUUCUGCUGUCACUCACAAUGCCACAGCAUCCCACUUGGAGCUGCAUACGCCCCCCAGAUGGGUCGUCGGAAUGGUGUGCGUCGUCAGCAAGACCGUCUCGUUGUGGUGUUUUCUGUUGUUGACCUUGAACGAGCGAUAGGUGAUGAUAUCGUGCCACACCUGGUUCUCCAUCAAGAGGGAACUCUUCUUAUCGCCCUCGUCCGUGUAGAAGAGCUCCACAACAGGUGGGCAGGCGCUGUCGAGAUCACCUUGGUCAAGAGCGACACAAGACAUGGCGGGUAGCUUCAGCGACUUCAUCCAAGAAAGAAGGAAGAGAGACGAACGAGCGAGGACAGCCGUGCCAAGGUCCGAGACGUAAAGGUGGCCGAGUGCCGAAUUAUCGUGGCGAAGCCCCAAUCGACAUCGCUCCAGUGCAAUGAGGGCUCCCAGGAUGUAUUUGAUGUGGCCACCCAGAUGCCUUGUCGUCGGGUGUCGAUCCUGUGACUCUCCAGGGUACCCAAUGAGGAAACGUAAACCGGCGAGGACGACCUGCCAGACCCAAACGUAAGAAGUAGACGCGGCACGGGGGUUAUACAGUUGCGCGGUGGCCGCCUUGCGGACAAUCGUUCGGAACGUCGCCUCGCACGUGUCCUGAAUACUGUCAACACUCAAGUCUGACUUGGCAAGAAUGGUUAUGGCGAAAUGCAACUGCUGGACAAACACCUUGGCCUCCUCGUCCUUCAUCAGACUUUGGUUCUGCGAAUUGUACGCGCUGAUGAGGGAAUACUGAAUCAAUGUGAGGAGACCGACAGUGUCGACGGGAUAAUGGAUCUCUGCGCUGUAGAUGUCGGAAUAUUUCUUGACUUCCUUCUCCACCUUCCGCGCCCUCUCCUCCUUGCCGCGCCGAAUGCGUCUCGGGUUGUUGGGCUGAGGCGGGGGGUUGUUGAACGGCCGCGGCUCGUGGAACCCACUGCGGUUCCUCGUGUACACCCCUCCCAUUCCAAACGAGCCCGCUCGGUAGGUUGGAUGUAAAUGAUGACCAUCGUGGCAAACAAGAAAUCAUUCGUGUCUGUAUGUCUGUAUGUCUGUUCAGCCGCGUGGUGGCUAACAUGCCAUGCCCGGUGUGCACGAUCCGCGAUAAUGGCCAUUUGGCGGGCACGAUGAAGCCCCGGGGCCACGGCCGGACCGGACUGUGGUGCAAUUGCAUUAACAACAACAAGACGACGUGCACCUUCAAGUUGGAGGCCUACCAGUAGAUUCACCCAUACCUCAGCGGCGGUAAAAUCAAUUCGUU